AUGACGUCGGAGCGUUCUCGAAUCCCGUGUCUCUCGGCUGCUGCUGCCGAAGGAACAGGGAAAAAGCAACAAGAAGGAAGAGCAAUGGCGACACUGGAUCGCAAAGUGCCCAGUCCGGAGGCGUUUCUGGGAAAACCCUGGUCCUCCUGGAUCGACGCCGCCAAAUUACACUGCUCCGACAAUGUAGAUUUAGAAGAGACUGGAAAAGAGGGUGGAAAAAGCAGGGAGGUUAUGAGGCUUAAUAAAGAAGAUAUGCACCUAUUCGGCCAUUACCCAGCUCAUGACGACUUCUACCUGGUGGUGUGCAGUGCCUGUAACCAAGUCGUCAAGCCGCAGGUGUUCCAGUCCCACUGCGAGAGAAGACAUGGGCCAAUGUGCAGACCGUCUCCCUCUCCAGCAUCUCCACCCUCCAAUUCCAGGACAUCGCUAGGACCAGUGAAAGCAAAAGCCUGCCUCAGCGGCCACAACUCUGCCAACAGCACCUCAAAGCCAUUCAAAGCGCCCAAAGACAAUCUACUUACCUCCAGCAGCAAACAGCACACAGUCUUUUCUGCGAAAGGAUCAAGGGAUAAAACAUGCGUUCCGGUUCCUGUGGUCAGUUUAGAAAAGAUCCCUAACCUAAUGAAGGCAGAUGGUGCCAAUGUCAAAAUGAACUCGACAGCCCCGCCCACCGCCACCCCCUCCUCCUCCUUCUCCACCACCUUGUCCUCCGCCGCCUGCAACUCACCUCUAAUGAAGCCGGGUUUUAUGCCCAAGCCAGUGCCACCAUCACCAGAGAAGAUCUUAAACGGCAAAGGUGUCCUACCGGCCACAUUGGACAAGAAACAUCAAAAUGGCACCAGAAACAGCAACAAGCCUUACAGGAGACUCUCAGAGAGAGAAUUUGACCCAAAUAAACACUGUGGAGUCUUGGAUCCCGAGACAAAGAAACCUUGCACAAGAUCCCUCACCUGCAAGACACACUCGCUAAGCCAUCGGAGGGCAGUCCCGGGCCGGAGAAAGCAAUUCGACCUCCUCCUGGCAGAGCACAAAGCCAAGUCUCGGGAAAAGGAAGUUAAAGAUAAAGAGCAUCUCCUGCCUCCAGCCAGGGAGCUACUCACAGGCCAGCCUGGGCCGGCCCAAGGUCCUCUUCCCGGAUCUGCAGGGGACUCGGGGCCAGAAUGUAAAGUCACGUCUCCGGCCAAAGCCAGGCCUCCCAACUCUGUACUUCCCAGACCAUCCUCUGCAAAUAGCAUCAGUAGCAGCGCAUCUUCGAAUCACAGUGGCUACACUCCAGAUCCCCAGCUGGCUCCCGCCGGAGGUGACCUCGCCAGCCGACUGUCCAGUGAUGAGGGAGAGAUGGACGGGCCAGAGGAAGCCGAGAAGCUGGACUGCCAGUUCUCUACACACCACCCCAGACCUCUUGCGUUUUGCUCAUUCGGGAGCCGCCUCAUGGGACGAGGGUACUAUGUGUUUGACCGAAGAUGGGAUCGCUUUCGAUUCGCACUCAACUCCAUGGUAGAGAAGCACUUGAGCUCGCAGCUGUGGAAGCACAGAAGCCCGAGCCACAGGGCACCAGGUCCCUCCCCCCUUUUCAGGACUUGCUUAACCAAUCUGCUGUCACUGAGCAACAUUGGGGCUGCCUGGGUGUCCACCCUGGAGAGCGUAGCGCCGCGCUGCCCUCUCAGCCUCGCUGCCCAAACCCCAGGCCCCAACGGGCCUGAACCCGGAGGCCUGGCAGCCGAUGGGGGCAUGGAAGACAUUAGGAAGAAAAGGAACGGCCAAGACUCUUUUUUCUUUAACAAGCAUUUAACUCUGCAUCAGGAGACGCCAACACAGUAUUCUCUUUCCACCAGGAAGAUCCCUCCCGCGGCCGACAGCCCGGUGCCCGUGCCCGUGCCCGCGCCCGCAGCCCACAUCGCCGCCCCGGUGCCGGCCUCCGUGCUGCAGCCUUUCAGCAGCCCGGGCGCGGUGUUUCUUCCCUCGGCGCCCAUCAGCUCGCGGCUCGCCUCCUCCUACAUCAUGACGUCCGCUAUGCUCUCCAGCACGGCGUUCGUGACCGCGCCGGACCCCAGCGCCCUCAUGCCCCACCCCGCGGCGUUCCCCCACAUGGCGGCCACCCUCGGCGUCAUGGACUCGACCUUCAAGGCCCCCUCCGCCCUGUCCCCAGUCCCAGCCGUCCUCCCGGCCCCCUCCCACAAGCCAUCCAAAACCAAAACCAGCAAAUCCUCAAAAGUCAAAGACCUGUGCGCCCGGGGCGACGAGUGUCCGAGUAACAAAAAGAGGAAGCCGCAGCCUUCGACUUCCUCCUCCCCCGCCCCCUCCCCCCUGUCCUUGCGGACCUCCCUCCCGUCUCCGUUGUCAGGGCCCCACAAAAAGAACUGUGUGUUGAACUCCUACCAGGCGGGCCCCUGCUACGACCGCCUGCCCGUGCACAGCGCCAACAAUGGGAUGAGCCCACUCAGUGCCAAACUGGAGCCCUCAGGACGGACCUUGCUGCCCGGCGGCCCCGUGGACUCUGCGAGACACGUGGGCACGGUGGACGGCGGCCUUGGCCCCUGUCCCCUCUCCGUGCCCUCCCUCGCGCUCCACGCAGGGGACCUCUCUCUGGCCUCACACAAUGCCGUGUCUUCUCUGCCCCUCUCUUUUGACAAGUCAGAAGGAAAAAAGCGUAAGAACUCCAGUUCUAGUAGCAAAGCCUGUAAAAUCACAAAAAUGCCUGGUAUGAACAGCGUCCACAGAAAGAACCCACCCAGCCUUCUUGCACCCGUGCCCGAGCCCGUUAACAGCACCUCCUCUCGGCAGAUUGGGAAAAAUAGCAGCCUAGCUUUGUCACAAUCCAGUCCUUCAAGCAUUUCCAGCCCAGGACACAACCGACAGAAGACCACAAACAGAACGAGCAGGAUAAGGACUCUCCCGUAGGGAGACUGCAAAGAAGCCACUUCUAAACCAAUCCCUGGCCACCUGCACCCACCUGGAGGCCUUGGCGAAGGGUGGGGGUCGGGGGUGGGGAGAGGCCACAUCCUGUGCCCUGCCUGUGGCUCUGGCCUUUCUUCUUCUUCUUUUUUUUUUUUAUAAAAAUUGACCAAUUUGUUGUUGUUGUUGUUUUAGUUUUGAACAAAAAGGGGGGGAGGCAAAAAAAACACGUGAAUUUGAGAUUUACAGAAAAACAAUAACAGCGUUUUGUUUCCAUUGCCUUUCCUUUCAUUUGCCACCAGUUAAUCAUUCUUCCAGUUUUUUGGGGGGUCACCCCUCCAUCUCCCUUUGCUGCUGCUGCCCCCUCGCUCUGCUUCAGCCAUCGAGGGCAGACAGGAUAGUGUGUCAGUGCCAGGCGGCCAUCACCUGGAAAUCUCACACUUUCGUUCCUCAGCCUCUGCCAACAGGGUGCUGGUGCCAGGGCCCCGGCCCGGGGUGCAGACAGAUUGGGUGGGGUGCCCACAGCAGGUUCCUGUGGCCCAUGUAUUAUGAGCGAAGUGGAGAAGAGCAACCAGUGACUGAGAGCUUGCUGUAUACUGCCAUGCAGCUUCAAAGGAGAGAUUGGGGCAGGGGCUGGAAUGGACCUUGGGGCGGGGGGUGACAGGAAGCCUAAUGUAGGGGACCCCUCCAAAGAUGGUGAGAGCCAGGUGAUUGUUAGGAAUCCACACGGGAAGCCCUUCCCAGGCCCCAGUGCACAAAAUCCCACAGCUGAACCAGCAGGGAGGAGGCUCAGGAGAUGGCUGCACGAGGUGCCACCAGGAGGCUGCCCAGGAGGACACUGCAGGUCUCCAGCUGCCCUCCAGGGCCAGACAAAGAGGAGCAGGAGGGGAGGCACCCAGGGAGGACUCUUCUAGAAGGUGGGGUGGUGUGUCCAACCCCUGUGAGAAUCAAGACUAGCAUUUCCCACCAACCUCCUUGGUUGGGUCACAGGGGCCCCCAGGAUCAGCACCCCCAUAGAUCAGCUUACCCUCAUCAUCGGAUGCUCCAGACCAGAUGCAGCCCCUAGAAGAAGGUGGAGAGACCCCGCAGCGAUCACACUGGAGUUUGGAAAGAAAGCAUUGCAGUCCCAGGAGCUCCUAACCAGGAAAGGAUUCCCACUAUAAAACAGGUUCUACACUGCUCACCCAGAGUCCUGGGAGGCACUGUGGAUAAACACGCAUCUGCUACCCAACUGGUCAGGGGUUCACACCCACCUGCCGCUCCUCAGGAGACCAGAGGGGCAGUCUGCUUUAGUGAAGGUGACAGCCUUGGACCUCCCAUAAGGCAGUUCUACUCUGUCCUAUCUGGCCACGAGAAGUCAGAAUCAAUUCAGUAGCUACUAAUCACGCACCUUGGCACACGUGACCCAGCUCACGUUGUUUAAAUUAACAGCGCUACCCACAAGAGGUUUUGUUUCAUGAGAAAUGAGUGCCACCUUUGCAACUGGGCACAGCCCCACCCCCCCUGAAGUAUUUCUUUUCUUUCCCAACCCAAAGAUCAGACGACUGUUGAGUUUCAUCAUGUUUGAAAUUCACUGGAAUUUGCAAAGACAGGAGACAGAUGGAGUGGUUUGCAUCAAUGGAAUUGCACUGAUAGGACUACUAAACUUUUUAAUAUAAAAUGAAGAUUUUUUUUUUUAAUCAGGAGUUGAUAUUAGGUACCAGGACAUGCGUUCCAAUUUCACUUUUAUUUCUACAGUGUUAAAAGUGCACUUAUAUGCUGGUUUAUUUACGUCUUAGGGAAAAGACUGCAAAUUGAAGGGAAGAUUGUAACUUUCUUUUUAAAAUACAAAAAGUUAAGGCAGAUUUUAAGACUUAUAAAUGUUUAAGAAAUUAUAAACAAGGUUAGACCCUUUGGGAAAAAAUUUAGAAGCUAUUCUUAAAGUAAAUUUUUAUAGUGUUAAUUUUGUAAUAAUUUAUGUUUUACUAUAUUACAGAGCUAACUGACCAUAAUAGUUUCAAGAACAAUAUGAAACUUAGGAAAGUUGAAGCAAUGUUUCUAUUUUUAAAAUGUUCUUUGAAUUGUUUUUAUUGUACAUUUCUUCAGACUGAAAACUAUGUACAUAUCUUGGUUAUUUUUGCACAAUUUUGGUCUUGUUCGGUUUUAGCGGUCUGUUUUUUAUAAUUUAUUUUGAGUUUUAAAACUUACAGGAGUAAAACAAACAAACAAAAAUCUCAGCAACAAAUAACCCUCUGACUUAUAAACUCUUUAUACCGGAAGAGGGAAAACCAAGGUUGUGAGAUUACAUGGCUGCUUCUGAGAAAUUACGUCUCAAGGGGGACUCACGGAGCCAUUCAUUUGCUUCGAACGUUUGCGCGCUCUGCACGCUUGUCUUGAAUUGGAAGCUGGAAGAAGAGGCUCCCCCACCGAAUGCUGCUUUACAUUGUGAAAGACUGGCUUGGACCAAGGUGAUGACAGUUCUGGAAAACUGAGCAAAAAAAAAGGGAAACCCCAUGGUAUUUCUUCCUCCAUUGUCACCCACAGGUUUACUUUAGAAUGAUGUAUUGAAAACUUGCAGCUUGAAAAGUGAAAUGCAAAUAAAAGGCUUUGUUUUG
Echinops telfairi (small Madagascar hedgehog) is the source of this 5489-nucleotide messenger RNA. RefSeq names its product ataxin 7 like 1 (gene ATXN7L1). The coding region runs from base 1 to 2901 and encodes 966 amino acids. The transcript has 13 exons. NCBI's taxonomy places the organism in Eukaryota, Metazoa, Chordata, Mammalia, Afrosoricida, Tenrecidae. The record is from RefSeq and is a predicted model, not a curated record.